GCGUUUUUUCCCACGGUUAGGAAUGCAUCAUAUCCGCGCAUGUGUGUUUGUUAGAGGAUAAACAACUGGUAGCAGUAAUCUUGUAAAUAAACAGUCACAUUCAGGUGUGACUAUGGGGAAAUCCUUUUCCCACCUCACUAAGCAGACAGGCCAUGAUGAGGGCCAGGACAGUCUGACCUCUCCUCUGGAGGACACGCAGAGUGAAGAUGGGAAAUGUGGAGAUGUCUCCCAGUUUCCCUAUGUGGAGUUCACAGGACGGGACAGCGUGACGUGUCCCACAUGUCAAGGCACCGGGAGGAUCCCCAGAGGACAGGAAAAUCAACUUGUGGCAUUGAUUCCAUACAGUGACCAAAGGCUGCGGCCCAGGAGGACGAAGCUGUACGUAACAGCGUCAGUGGUGGUUUGCCUGCUACUGUCCAGCCUGGCUGUCUUCUUCCUCUUCCCUCGCUCCAUCGAUGUGACCUAUGUCGGGGUGAAGUCCGUUUUUGUCAGCUACGACCUUGACAAGCGCAGUGUCUAUCUGAACAUCACGAACACUCUCAACAUAACCAACAACAACUACUACUCAGUGGAGGUGGCCAACAUCACAGCUCAGGUGCAGUUCGCCAAGACGGUGAUUGGUAAAUCUCGCAUCAGUAACACCACUGCCAUCAGUCCUCUGGACAUGAAACAGAUCGAUUAUAUGGUCCCCACCAUCAUAGCAGAGGAGAUGAGCUACAUGUAUGACUACUGCACUCUGCAAACCAUCAAGGUUCACAACAUUGUCGUCAUGAUGCAAGUGACUGUCACCACAACAUACUUUGGCCAUGCAGAGCAGGUGUCUCAGGAGAUGUACCAGUAUGUAGACUGUGGAGGGAACACCACUUCUAUCAGAGGGAUGACCAAGCCAUUCAGCCUCUCACAUCCUGCUGAGUAAACACAUCACUGUCCAAUCCAGAAGUUAGCCUUAGGUGGUUCACUGUUUCCCCCUUCCCCUCCACCUGCUGUGUCCAACUAACUGCUGUUGUCACAAUACCAUGAUGUUCACUUCAAUACCAGUACUAGAAGAAAUCCACACCAAGAUAAGAAAAUUCAUCUAAUGAAAGCGCAUUGCAUUCAGCAAAGAAAAAACAUGGUGAUUUUUAUCUCAUAAUUAUUUUUCAUAUGAUAAUUUUGAGAUGCUAGACAAUGAUUACUCUUGAUCACAAGAUCUGUAUUUUGCAAUUACAAGAAAACAAUUUAAUCCUUAGCUCAAUUAAAUACUAUUUCAUAAUAAUGAGAUCCUUGUCUCGUAAUUACAUGAAAAUGGUUUCAUAAUUAAAAAAAAUACAAAGCUUGUCAUUAUAAGAAAGCUUUCAUGGGUCUCAUAAUUACAAGAAACUAUUUCAUAAACACAAGACCGGUAUUUCGCAAUUACAAAACAAUUUCAUAAUUAUGAGAAGAUACGUGUCUCAUAACUAAAAGAUACCAAUUUUUUAAUUUGAGUAUGCUUCCUUUAAAUUCUAAGAUCUUUUCUUGUAACUACAAGAUAUGGAUCUCAGUGCUAAAGUGAUACCUCAGUUUUGAUUGAUUUGCUUGAUUGUAUUUGGUUGGUCCUCAAAAAAGACUGAGGUUUGAUACCCAGCCCUUAUUUCAGAAUAAGAAAUGGUGGUCCUAACUGUAAUAUUAUGGGUAAGCCUCCUAUUAUUGAUAUCUCGAGAUGACCUUCCAAUUUAAAUCUUUAUCUCUGAGUAAUGGGCUUAAAAAGUACAUCUUUAGCAUUAUAUCUCAACAUUUCAGUUAUGAUCCAUUUUUACAUAUGAUCCUUUUUAUUCUUGUUAUGAUAACGAGAAUAAAAAGUUAUUACAACUGCUCACAUGAUGAAAGUAUCAUUUAUAUAGUUUAGUAUUGGAUUGGAUAUUUUUUAACAGUGUUGAAGUGGCAUCAUAUUUUUUGUAACAACAAUGUGAUAACACUGCAGAGAAUAGAUUCCAUUCUUAUGUUUUUGUUACAAACCAUGAUCUAUGAUUUAUAAUUUGGCAGUUGUGAUCCUAAGCAAGAGGAGGGAUUAAAAGGGGUUUCUUAGAAUAAUAAAUGUAGAUUUGAAAACUUGAUAAUGGUAAUAUAUUACCUACCAAACCAUAAUGCACUUUAUAAGUCUAUUUAAAAUACACAUUUUAUUAACAGUCCCAAGUUCUUAAAAGCCUAUUCCUCCACCACAGUGUGUUGGGCAAAAAGUGGUGUUGUUCAUUGAUUCGAGUAUUCAGAUACUGCUAUCUGAAACUGGGAGAAGCUGAAGUUGUUCAUAGUGUUCCUCUGACUGCACUGUCUGCUUUGAAUUAGUACAAUCUGUGUACUUUCCUUCUUAAGUAUUUGAUUGUCGGUUGCUCGCUAUUAUAGUUUAUACACUGCUAUUCUUAUUUACCUCUAUCUUAUUAUAAAAUGAAGGCACUCAUGUUGCAUUCCAUUUUAAAGGUUGAAGUGGAAAAUUCUAACCUCCUUGUGUUCCAGUGGUCUAGCUAGUGAGAGACGAACAUUUUGAGAAAUAUGCUUUUUACCCCAACUCUAAUCCUUCCUACCCAGAGUUGAGAAUUUCUAAUGUAAUGUUUACUGUUGAAAGACUUGAGGCGUGGUCACACCAGCAUUUAAAUCAGAUAUUUCCACAUGAAAUAAAGUCAUGCCAUGGCAAUCACCGCAAUCAGGAGAUCUGCGAGCAAAGGCCAAGUAAAUAAAAAAACACAAAUUUUCACCAUCAGCCAAUAGCAAACCACAAUAGCAAGCUGACUUUGGGAGAGCUGGAAAGUCCAAAAUGGAGUGAACUAUCUUAGUUUAUUGUGCGGUUAAUAACUAAGCAAGCUAGCUGUUAGAGCUAGUGUGGCUGGCUAGCCUUGCGAGCUUCUAGCACCACCUUUUUUAUGAGGAUAUAUAGUUGAAGUUCACUUUGUGGUUGAACAGUCAAACAGCUAGUUUAGUUAGCCAGCAAGUUGCUCAGGAAGUAGAUCCUAUGCAAUUAGCUACAAUAGCUAAUCUGGGGGGCUAAUUCCUGUGUUUACUUUUGGUUUGACAAAGAGACUAAGAGCAUUUGAAAUGACUUAUGGAAAAUUGUUGUUUAUUAGGAAAACCCUAGAAAGCUUGAGCUGCUAGCCCUGAUACAGAUUUUUAUCUCUUAUUUCCCAAAACUUAAUAACGACAGUGGCGAGUGCAAAAUUAACCAUAUGAUGUGUUACAGGGCAACACUUUAUGGUAUCACUGCUGCUCGGGCUGUGGAAAGAGCAUGUAAGCACCACUUACACAAGGAGGAUUAUUAGACUGGAUACAGUUACUCUUUGAUGAGCAGGGUUUAUCACUUUAGAGGGGAGCUAGGCUAGCAUUUUCCCCUUACUUCCAGUCUUUGUGUUAAGCUAGGCUAUAAAUGUCCCCGACCUAUCUCUGCACUGGACACUCCAUGAUGAGACUGACAUCUUCUCAUCUGUAUCUGGGUGAGGUGUAAUACCCUAAAUGUUGCACUAACUAUUAUUUUCAUUGUAAAUUAAUCUGUCUUUUGUUUUGUUAUUAAUCCUCUAUGUCUGAACUGUUGGGUUGCUUGUUUUGUUGUCUGACCAACAGUCCAAAACCCAAGAACAUUCAACUUGCAAUCAUAUAAGAGACAAACAGCAAAUCCUCACAAUUGAGAACCAUGAAUCAGCAACUGCAACAUCUUGAAAUCAAAGUUCAUUCUAUUUCUUUUGUAUUCUACAUGCUAGAAAUAAUGCAUACAUGACAGAACAUCAGAACAUCAAAUCACUGACAGCUUAGGGUUGGUAAAUAAUGUAAUUAAAACUGUAAUUUCCAACUUUCUGACAUUUCCUGAAUGCAUUGUUUCUGUUACAUUUUGGGGCAUCCUGUGAUUUUAUGGCCAUGAAUGACUUUACAUGUUAAUUUCUACAUUACGCAUACUAAUCACUACCACAUUCUUCUACCUGUGUUGGUGUCCUCCAAAGGAAUGAUGUUCCCAUUUUUAUACCUUACAAAAAAAGAUAAAUAGUAAUGCAUUUCAACUAAUUUAUUUUGAUUGAUGAAAUUCUAAAAUGGUGUAUAUUUUCUCAUCUUUGAUAGAAAAUCACCCCUUUGUGUAUUAAACUAAAUUAUUUUGAAUUUGGAAAAACAUCUUUCAUAUCUAGAACUUUGUAUGAUUUCUGUCAACAUAGAACCAUUAUCUAUUUUUCAUCCUGUAAAUACUUUAAAACCUUGUCUAUAAUGUUAUCAUACAAACUUUUGGUUGGAAAGGUAGACCACAGCUCUAACAUUUGUACUGAGUGGAAUUAAAAGAAAAGCACACUUAUGUUUUUUUUUUUUUAAUCCUAACAUGCAUUAACAAUCUUUAUUAACAUUUGGAAAAGUUAUUUUAGACUCCUACCUCUUCUGUCAUUUUAAACACUUUGUUGGUCAUUAUUCAUAGUGAGUAUUUUUUGUGGGAGCAUGAAUAAAGUUUUAAAACACAA
Messenger RNA from Thunnus maccoyii (southern bluefin tuna), 4439 nucleotides. RefSeq names its product transmembrane protein 106B-like. The transcript is spliced from 8 exons. The record is from RefSeq and is a predicted model, not a curated record. NCBI's taxonomy places the organism in Eukaryota, Metazoa, Chordata, Actinopteri, Scombriformes, Scombridae. Bases 113 to 916 code for a protein of 267 amino acids.